Pseudomassariella vexata is the source of this 1571-nucleotide messenger RNA. RefSeq lists its product as uncharacterized. The record is from RefSeq and is a predicted model, not a curated record. Gene Ontology annotation, molecular function: FAD binding; oxidoreductase activity. Lineage: Eukaryota; Fungi; Ascomycota; Sordariomycetes; Amphisphaeriales; Pseudomassariaceae. The transcript is spliced from 2 exons. Bases 126 to 1571 code for a protein of 481 amino acids.
AUUGCAUCCUGAAGCUGCGACUCAAGUUUAUCGGCCCAUGCCUUCCCUUCGAUUGCCGCUCUCCCAGAAGUUUCUCAACUGUAUCAUUUGGUAUUCUCACAGUUCUAUUACUCUUCCUCUUCACGAUGCCUUCGCAAGCAUCACCACUGGACCAGAUCACCCUCAUUGGCUCAUUGAAAGCCAAGAAGGUACCCCACAAACUCGCCAUUCUCCCCAACCUCCCGGACUACAGAACUUACAAUAUACGCCUCCCUUACAAACCUGCCAUCAUUGUCCUCCCAGAGAACGAAUUCCACAUACAGGCCGCUGUCCUCUGCGCAUCCAAGCACGGCAUCAAGGUUCAGGCCAAGUCAGGUGGCCACUCGUACGCCUCUUUUAGCAAUGGCGGCGUCGAUGGUGCUAUGAUGAUCGACCUGCAGAAUCUACAGAACAUAAAACUCGACACCACGCUGGAUAUUGCGAAGGUCGGUGGUGGUGUACGUCUGGGUAACCUGGCGUUGGGCCUUUACGAGCAGGGAAAGACUGCUGUGUCUCAUGGAACAUGCGCUGGGGUGGGGAUUGGCGGACAUUUCACCCACGGCGGGUAUGGCUUCUCUUCGCGGGCUUGGGGCCUGGCUAUGGAUCAUAUCGUCGGUUUGGACGUAGUCCUAGCCGAUGGAAGUUUUGUUCGAGCGAACAAGGACAACAAUCAAGACAUUUACUGGGGAAUGCGCGGAGCCGCCGACUCUCUGGGAAUAGUCGUCAAUUUCUACCUGGAAACACACCAAGCCCCCGAAACGGUCGUCAACUGGCACUUCGAUAUCCCAGACGUCGCCAAAAGCCUCGAGGGCUACAUCCUGGCCUUCGAACACGUGCAGAGCUUCUCACAAAACAGCUCCAUUGUCGAUAGAAAUAUAGGAUUCGGCAUGAACAUCGGAGCGAGAGGCUUCUGUGUCUCAGGCACGUACUUCGGUACUAUGGAGAAGUUCAACGCCGUCAUUGUGCCAGAGCUGCUCCGAGGGCUGCCCAAGCCCGCCAGAACAGACAUCAAGGAAACCGACUGGCUCACCUCGCUCAAGAUGCUCAACAGCGGUAAUUCCCUCAAUAUCACCAAUCCGUACACAGAGCGCAGCAACUUCUUCGCCAAGAGCGUCACGGUACCCGAGCCGGGCAUGUCGCGACAAGCGCUCGAGAGCUACUUGACUUACGUGCUAGAAAAGGGAGCGAAUGCGCCAGUCCACUGGUUCGCCCUCGUCGAUUUGUACGGUGGCGUGGACAGUCAGAUCAAUAUCAAGGACGAAAAGUUCGCCGCUUUCCAGCACCGCGGCGAUUUGUGGGUGGCUCAGCAUUAUGGCUACAUCGAUGAUGAGGCCAAUUUCCCGGACGAGGGGAUCGAGUUCAUCAAUGGGCUGAACGAGGCCAUGGUCAAGGGGCUACCGAAGUACGGUGCGUACGAAAACUAUGUCGACCCCAGCUUGACCAGAAAGGAGGCGCAUGAGCUUUACUAUGGCCCGACAAUCACGGAGAGACUGAAGGGUAUCAAGGAGAAGAUCGACCCAAGGAAUAUCUUUGCUAACCCGCAAUCGAUUUGA